This is a messenger RNA of Python bivittatus (Burmese python), 1722 nucleotides long. It is a transcript of the gene SLC7A6OS, whose product is annotated as solute carrier family 7 member 6 opposite strand. Gene Ontology annotation, biological process: developmental process. NCBI's taxonomy places the organism in Eukaryota, Metazoa, Chordata, Lepidosauria, Squamata, Pythonidae. The record is from RefSeq and is a predicted model, not a curated record.
UCAUCAGACGGGGCGGUGGAGUAUACGUCAUCAGGAGGCAGCGGUGAACCUGCGAAGUGCUGGCGGGCGGCGGGCGGCGCGAGGGAAGUUCUCUUCGCUGCUUGCGCGCAGAGCGGCCUGGUCUGGUUGCUAUGGAGACAGCCGCGGUGCUGCGCGUGAAGAGGAAGCGAGGAGGCCCAUUGCCGGCCGAAGCGCUGGUACUGGCCUGCAAGCGCCUCCGCACCGAGCCUGGGGCUGCCGCCGCAUCCUCCUCCUCCCCCGGCGAGGGUGAGGUGGAGAAGACUCUCUUCAAGCUGGUGGCCACCGUAAACUCGGAGGCUGAACCUGUUCACAAAUACAUACAAGAAGCUUUUACCCAAGAGAAAGGAGGCCGGAUCCUGCGACCUGCUCUAGGAAGCGCUCAAAGAGUAAUUCAGGAUCUUCGUUCUUCGAAGCAGGCUAAAAGGCAAGAAAGCCGCUACCGCCUGAUCACUAGCCUCCGUCCAAAUCUCAGUGAUGGAAAAAAUGCAGUUCUUGGUGCAAAUGAGAAAGAAUCCGAUGAAAACAGCCAGGUUUCUAAGUCUGAGAAAGAAAGAAAUGAUGGCACCUCAGGCUGCUGGAGAGACUGUCAGGUUUUUGAUAUGGUACAGGAGGAGGAUGUGGAAAAUGAUACACCUGCUUCCCAUUUAAAGAAAUCGGAUCCGGAUGUGAUUCUUUGCAAUGCUGUAGAGAUGAUUCGUGAACGUUUAACCGUAUCUGACAAUAAUAAAGAAGCAGAGCAUUGCUUAAACAAAGAAGAGUAUGUCUAUGAUAUCUACUGUAUGGAAACAGCUGCUUCAGGGUGGAUUGAGAACAUUCUCUCUGUACAACCCUAUACCCAAGAUUUUGACUUGGUGGAUGAAGAGCACAUCCCUGAGGAAGUAUAUGAAGAUGAAGAUGAUGAGAAUAAUGAGAACAACUGGCGUAAUGACUACCCAGAUGAAGAUGAAUUUCUUGAUGAAGACUCAGAGCAUGGGGACACCAGCGAUGAAGACCGUGGAUAUAUCAAGAGAUCAUGGGAGAAGUAUGAAUCUGAAGUCCUGCAGGAGUUUGAAUAUGAUGGACUAAAGGAACUGGAUUCUGAAUAGCAUGCAGGACCUUUUGUAUUCAUGAGACUCUGCAUGUGAUGUGGCCUUAGCAAUCUGUGGUAUUACCACUCUCGCCCAUCAUGCUGUUUUGCCCUGGCACCUUCAUCUUGAGAGAAAGCAGACUGCCUUAGCAUAUACUGUCUCUAAAAUGAAAUGAUCUAAACUACUUUUGCAGAUUUUGGAUCUCAAACAUGGCAUCGUGUAAGAAAAGCCUGAAACUGAAAGACAAAUUUAACCAUUUUGGGAUGCCUGACAGCUCCUUCUGAUAUUAAAGGCAGAAGUUUCAAGAAGAAAUCUAAAAAGAUCAUCUUUACUACAACAUUGGAAAUGUUGCUACCUUACUGAAGCAAGCAGUUUGUUCUCUUGCAAAGUAAUGUUGGAUCACUGCCUCCCUUGUAAACAGAUCUGUAGCUUGAAAAUAAUUGUUCAGAUUGGAAAUCUCUGCACCUUAAUAUUCCUGGUUGCCAAGUAUAUAUAGCUGAUAAACUUUAUACAUAAGAGACACUUAUUAAGUUAUCUUUUUUUUUUUUAGAGUAUUGUGAUACUUUGAUUAAGAUAUGAGUUAUGGCAUGUCCCUUUAGGAAUUGGCAGUAUAUAUAUUAAAUUCUCACUUGUC